AUGGACAAGCUGAAGAUGAAGAAUGCGAUUCUGGAGCAACGAAAUCUGAUGACUAAAGAUAUAAACCCAAGCGUCCUGAUGAAUAUUCUUGAAUGCUGCAAAGAGUCCCCACUCGCUGACGUUGAGUAUGCGCCAUUCUCAGUUUCGGACAGGAAAACCCUCCUGGACGACUCUUUUAAAUGCCAUCUGAUAUGCAAUCAAGCUAAACUGAAAGCUGGCCUGGCCAACAUUGUGCAGAAUCGCAUUCGCACCGACGUCCAGGUGGUGGUGCAUGGUACCACCUUUGACUGCCACUUGACCGUGCUGCAGGUGGCGUCGGAAUACUUUAGGCUGUUUACCUCAACGCACACGAUCGUUAUCGACGAGCCAGAGGUGACGGUGUUGGCCUUCGAAAAACUCUAUGAGUGGAUACUUAAGGGGAAAGCCUUUAGGCUAAGAGUCGAUUGGCUAUUAGAUAUGUACCGAACAGCACGCUUUCUGAAAAUGCCCAAAUUCAUAGAUAGGCUGUGGGGUUAUUUCGAAAAUACCAAGAAUUUUAGCGAGGGCCAUGCCUUCAAUCUAUAUAUAAAGGCCAUUCCUUAUCCGACUGAGAUGUUGCAAGCCCUGAUGCUGACUCGGGUGAAUCGAUUCUUUCUGACAGCUGUGACGACCACGGAGUACCUGAACCUGACGGCUGAACAGGUCUAUGCAAUGCUGACAACCAGUGUCCUCGCUGUUAACUCCGAGAUGGAGGUACUUAUGAGCGCCCUACGCUGGAUGAUGUACGACUGGGAGGAACGCAAAAAACACAAGCUAUUCCUAAUGCAGGCCGUAAGAUUCAAUUUGAUGCCAGCCUGGUAUAUACUCUCGCUGAAGACCAAGCAAAAAAUGCCCGAGCUAGCGGAGAUCCUCGAGGAACCCGUAAUCCAGGACACUCUCGAUGCGGGCCUGUCCUACUCGGUGACCCAGCACUUCGUUCACUCCGACUCUCCAUUGCAGAAGCCGCUUGAAUUGAACACCGAACAUCAGCGUGAAUGGAUCAUCGAUCGUUGUGCCAGUCAUCAUCAUCUCUAUAAUUGUCCCAAUUGGACGUACCUGGACUAUAAUGUUUUUAAUAUCUAUAUGAUGCAGAUCAUCAAGGCUAAAAAUCUGCAUUUUGAUACCUUACGGCUUUUCAAGCCAUCGAACUUUGCGCCCUGCUGCCAGGAAACCAUUAAAAAUUGCAAAACUCUUUUAGAGAUUUGA
Messenger RNA from Drosophila arizonae, 1224 nucleotides. Its product is annotated as kelch-like protein 6. Lineage: Eukaryota; Metazoa; Arthropoda; Insecta; Diptera; Drosophilidae. Gene Ontology annotation, molecular function: protein binding. The record is from RefSeq and is a predicted model, not a curated record.